UUUUGAUUAUUGCCCAUCUUCUGGCGAGUCGCAUGCUCCACUUCAUCAAUUCCCAUCUCAACCCAUUCUUCUCCCAAUAGCUCCAUUCUUCCCCUCCAAACAGCAUCCAGGCGAACGCCCAUCCCUACCAUCAUGUUCCGCCUUAGGCCAGCCCCAGGCUCAGUUCCACAUCGACUCUCGACCCUUCGGCCGAUACGACCUUUGCCGCCCUCAACUUUUCGGUCCCUCUCGAACGAUGCCGGCGGCAAGGUAGUAAGACCAACCAACUCAGCUUUGUCCCAAAAUUUCUUCGCUGGGCAUCACAGACCAUCUUCGAAGCCUCAUUCCCAGCUCAACCUCGUCCGUACUCGCAGCACCUUCCGUAUCUCUUCAGAGGAGUUUGCUGGUAAACACCCUUACUUGUCUGUCAGCAUCAGGCUCGUUUUGUCUUCCAUCUUUGGUCUCGUUGUCCUCACUGGCGCAAUUCUGGUUCAUGAUGCGUUUACCUACUCUGAGAGACAUGUCGAUCGUGUGCCCUGUAACCCUCUGAGUUUGAAACCUCGAGUUGGUGGUAAGAAGAAUCUGCCGAUCAUCGAGGUGAAUUUGGAUGAUGAGGAAGAUGAUACGAAAAGAGCUAUGAGAGGGAAGCCUAGGCUUGUUAUCGUUGGCGGAGGCUGGGGUGCUGUCUCCCUCAUCCAAUCUCUGCCAGCACAUGCCUAUAACGUAACGCUUAUUUCUCCCCAGACAUACUUCGCCUUCACUCCCCUCUUGCCUUCGGCGUGCGUCGGUACUAUUGAACCUCGUUCAUUAGUGGAGCCUCUUAGGAAACUUAUUGCGCGGGUCAGAGGUCAUUACUUGAUGGGAGCUGCUGUCGAUCUCGACAUGACCGAGAGGCUUCUGGAGGUUGAAGUUCCCAAGGAAGAUGGAGAGGGGACAAUGAGGUGCUAUGUUCCUUACGAUAAGCUGGUCAUCGCUGUCGGUUCCACAACAAAUAACCACGGCGUCAAGGGUUUGGAACAUUGCUACCAACUCAAAACAGUUCCAGACGCUCAAGCUAUCCGCCGAAAGGUCAUGAACAACCUCGAACUCGCGUCCUUGCCCACAACCACACCUGAUGAGAGGAAGAAGUUGCUGUCAUUCGUUGUUUGCGGCGGUGGCCCUACCGGUGUUGAAUUUGCUGCUGAGCUGGCUGAUAUGAUGGCUGAGGAUGUCCUCAAAUACUAUCCCAAGAUCUUAUCCAGUGAAGUUGAGGUGACUGUCGUCCAAAGUCGUGACCACAUUCUUAACACCUACUCUGAGAAGAUCUCUCAAUACGCCGAGAAGAGGUUUGCUAGGAAUGAUGUCAAGGUCAUCAUCAAUGCUCGAGUUCAAGAAGUCAAGGAGGGCCGAGUAAUUCUCUCAAUAAAAAACCCGAAGGAUAAGGACGCCAAGCCCGAGAUUAAGGAACUCGAAGCUGGUUUCGUUCUCUGGAGCACUGGUAUAGCCAUGCAGCCGUUCACUAAACGCCUUGUUGAGCUUCUCCCCAACCAGUACCAUUCUAAAGCCGUUGAGGUCGAUGGGUUCCUUCGUGUGCAGGGCGCCCCUCAAGGCUCUGUCUACGCACUCGGUGACUCCGCUACUGUUCAGACCAAUCUUAUGAAUGACUUGUACAACCUUUGGGAUAAAUUCGACAUCAACAAGGACGGUAACAUUGAUUAUGAAGAGUGGCAAGAGAUGGUCAAGUAUAUCAAGAAGAAGCACCCCCUUGCUCACCGAUCUCUUACCAAGAUGCGCGCCGUGUUUGAGGAGUUUGACAGGGACCAUGACGAAAAGCUCACUUUGAACGAGGUUGCCGAGUUGUUCGCGAAGCUGUCGAAGAAGGUCACCAGUUACCCAGCCACCGCCCAAGUUGCGAGUCAACAAGGAAAGUAUUUGGGUGCAAAGUUCAGCAAGCUCGCCAAACAGCGUGACACCCUUAGCAGCAACGGUAUUUUCGACCUCGAUGACGAGUCUUACUACCAUCCCUUCGAAUACCGACACCUCGGCAGCUUGGCUUACAUCGGAAAUUCUGCUGUCUUUGAUUAUGAAGGCUGGUCCUUGGCUGGCGGUUUACUCGCCAUGUAUGCUUGGCGAUCUAUUUACUGGUCUGAGCAAACUUCCAUGAGGACUAGAUUGCUUUUGAUGUUGGAUUGGGUCAAGCGUGGUAUCUUUGGACGUGACUUGUCCAAAUUUUAAUUAAUAUCUGUGAGAUCGGCUGAAGAAUCGUAGCUUUGAUUAUAGAUACAGGUCAUCAGGAAUGCAUGACCGGUUAUUGUAUUCCCGCCGUUUCCUUUCCGCUGACAUAACCAUUUGGGCAUUACCCCUCCAUCUUUGAUUGACUACUACUGUUGCCUUUACACACUCUUUGAGGGAGAAAAGGCGAGAUAGGGAGGGAUGAUUAGUACUUAAUUCCCAUGUACAGCCGUCUUCCUGAGAUCCCCGACCUUCAAAAUCUGGAUACUGGGCAGAUCCCGAACCCUUUUAAAUACAUUCAAAUUGCCUGCCACCGUCGGCAACCGUUCCAUAAUCAA
Messenger RNA from Cryptococcus deneoformans JEC21, 2528 nucleotides. Its product is annotated as 64 kDa mitochondrial NADH dehydrogenase, putative. Bases 133 to 2193 code for a protein of 686 amino acids. The record is from RefSeq and is a predicted model, not a curated record. NCBI's taxonomy places the organism in Eukaryota, Fungi, Basidiomycota, Tremellomycetes, Tremellales, Cryptococcaceae. Gene Ontology annotation, molecular function: calcium ion binding; NADH dehydrogenase activity. The transcript has 13 exons.